GAACGAGAAGGACAGCCAAGCUGGAGGAGAGACAGAAGAGAAGCGAUAGACAGCAACUCCCUUAAAUCCGAAUUAAAAAAGGGGGUCCUAGAGGGCCUCAACUGCUGGACUCAACUGGACAGAGAACUGAACCUAAGGAUACUGACGCAGAUAACAACUGCCUUAACAGACGUAUAUUAACCUGCACAGAGCUAUCAAAGUCUGUUUUCUUCUAAAUGGCGACCGCAGAACCAGCACCAGCCUGGUGGAAACUGACCUUCCUGCGGAAGAAGAAAUCAGAGCCCAAAGUGUUGUACGAAAUCCCUGGAGACCACAGCAGCAACGCCGGGGAGACGGCCGGGACACCGGACGCAGCUACGGACAGCCAGUUUAACGCCCGCUUGGAACGCAUCGUGGACAAAACGGCGACAAAGGGGCGACACGUGAAAGUCUCACAUUCGGGCCGGUUUAAAGAGAAGAAGAGAAUCCGCUCUACGCUGGCAGAAAACCCUGAGCUGUUCCCUGAGGCAGAAACAACGACUAAUGAGAAUAAUAAAAGUGGAAAAUAGAGUCUCUGUGUAAACAUGGUAGGGUCACUGUGCAAGAAGCCACUCAAGAGGGCCUUGGUCUAUGUAGCACUCUUCCAUUGAUGUCCUCUGUAGUUUACAAUCACCUGAGGUUGAGCCUGAAGCUGGAAAAGGACCGCUGAAUUAGUGAUCUAUACUAAUGUUUAGGAACAAAGACGGGCACAAACCCAAAGAUCAGGUUUCUCCACAGAUACGCACGGCAGGACCGCAUUGUGGUCGUCUGAUGAAAGGCUGACAGUUGGCACAUGUUUAGUCAAGAGAAAUCUACCGUGAGAGAAUCAAAUCAAUCAUACAUCAACACAAGAUAUCAGUAAUGCUCUGAUUAUUCUAGUUUCCUGUUUUCUUAUAUAUAUUUAUAAUGUAAAUGUGUGUGUGUGUUCCUGUAGCUCAAUCGGUUGGGGGUUCGAUUCCCCUGGAACACAUGUUAGGUAAAAGUUGAUAGCCUGAAUGCACUGUAAGUUGCUUUGGAUAAAAGUGUAUGCUAAAUGGAUAAAUUACAUUUUAAUUUCUUAUUUAAUAUAUAUAUAUAUAUAUAUAUAUGGUGAAAACUACAAUUGCAGCUACAGCACUUUUGAUUCGAUAGGAAUAUCACAGCAAUAAUAUGCUAUUAUAUUAAAAGAUCAUAUAGAAAAGUUUAUUCCACAUUUCUAAUAUAUUGUAAUUAUAUUAAAUUAUUGUUGUUAUUAUCAUUAUUUAAAAAAUAAAUUAGCAGUGACAGAGCUUUCAACUACCAACUAGACCAACAUAUCUGUUUUAAAUAAAUGUUGCUUUGAUCUUGGAUGAUAUUUAUGGUCAUAUGGUAUGGUAUAUACAUGGUUUAUAAGAAUAUAAUCUGAACAUGGUGGGGCUUUUACAUUUUUAAUUAUUGUGUUAUGUUGAAAGAAAUUGUCAAAUAUUUGCACACUGCCUAUUUGCUUGGCUGGGAUUUUAAACUGAAUUUUGUACAAAAUUAGACUGUGUUGUUUUUAAAUAGAUAUCUCUAGAAAAUAAAUGAAUGGAUUCAGGAUGGGCGCUAUCUUUUAUUGUGUA
This is a messenger RNA of Carassius gibelio (silver crucian carp), 1595 nucleotides long. It is a transcript of the gene prr15la, whose product is annotated as proline rich 15 like a. Bases 216 to 548 code for a protein of 110 amino acids. The record is from RefSeq and is a predicted model, not a curated record. The transcript has 2 exons. Lineage: Eukaryota; Metazoa; Chordata; Actinopteri; Cypriniformes; Cyprinidae.